GGCCAUCCAACAAACUUAUUUGAGGCCAAAAAUUUCUUCUCUGGCUUUCUCUUUCUUACUUUCCUUUCUGACCUUUUUGAAAUUUGGGUGUGGGCUAGAUCCAAUUAACAGUUGUCAGGAGCCCAAUUACCAUGCAGGUUCCUGUCUAUGUUGCUGAAAUUACCUCCAAGGAUGUUCGGGGCUCGUUUACAUCACUUCAUCAAUUGAUGAUAGGCAUUGGAAAGGCUGUUACAUUCAUUGUCGGUUCUCUUGUCAGUUGGCGCACCUUGGCUCUAAUAGGGAUUAUGCCAUGUCUCCUACAGCUGAUAGGGCUAGCUUUCAUUCCAGAGUCUCCGAGAUGGUUGGCCAAAACGAGUAGAAUGGAAGAGUUUGAAUCUACUCUGCAGCAACUAAGGGGCAGACAUGCUGAUAUUUCUCAAGAGGCAGAGGAUAUCAAAGAAUACACGGAAUAUCUUCAGAGGAUUUCAAAUGAUGGAAUUCAAAACUUGUUCCAACAGAAAUAUGUUUAUUCAGUCAUUGAUCUUCACUCUGGAAAGGAGCUUGUUGCUUUCUUGGUUCUUGUCGGUGUAUUGGUAUUCUUGGGUAGUUUUGAACUCGCCAUGGGAGGGAUACCGUUUGUUAUAAUGUCAGAGAUAUUUUCAAUUAACAUAAAGGUGUCAGCUGGAAGCCUUGUUAUGUUAGUGAGCUGGUUUGGUUCUUGGGUAACUGCCUACACCUUUACCUUUCUAUUUGACUGGAGCUCAGCAGGGACAUUUUUCAUAUUUGCUGGCAUCUGUGCUGCUGGAACUUUGUUCAUUGCAAAGCUUGUGCCAGAGACUAAAGGACGCGCACUAGAAGAAAUACAAAAUUCCAUGACUAGCCAGGAGUAGUCUGCAAUCGAGAAUUCUGAGAACUUGUUAGUGUUAAUAGAAAUAUAAUGUUGUAUCUCCACUGCUGUAUUUCUAUUGAAAUUUUUAUAUAAUUAUGUAAGUUGAUAGUGAUCGGCUAUGGUUGAACUGUUCUUGAAAUCAUAAAAACUGUUAUGAGAA
Molecule: messenger RNA, 1028 nt
Organism: Rubroshorea leprosula
Lineage: Eukaryota; Viridiplantae; Streptophyta; Magnoliopsida; Malvales; Dipterocarpaceae
Source: the annotation of a GenBank genome assembly